ACGGGAGUUGAUCUUGGGGUGGUGAGUUUGAGCCCCACGUCGGGCAUAGAGGCUACUUAAAAAUAAAAUCCUUAAAAAGUUAUACAUAAAUAUCCUGUGAAGCAGCAAUUCCACUCCUGAGAACCUACUGGAAGGACGAGACACACGUCCACACCAAGACUUGUAUCUAAGCGUUCACGCCAAUGCUGUAGCAGCCCCCAAAACAGAAACAAAGCAAACGCCCAUCAGCUGGCGAGUGGACCCACACGUGGUGCAGAUCCCUAGGGCGACAGCCGUUCAGCCAACAAGGCACGAAGGACUCACACGCUGCUGUGUGGGGGACGCACAAGACCACAGAGCGCACACAGGGUCCUGUAGCGGCGGGGGGGGGGGGGGGGGGAACGCCGUCCAAACCGCAGGGCUGUGCGCUUUCUACGCAUCACAAGGCUGUUGGCGCGGAAGAGAGCCGUCGGUGAAGGCGUCGCGCCAGCUAACGCUCACUGUGCCACCCCACAAGCGACAGGCGCGUCCGGCCCGGACUGAUGGGAGACGGAACCCAAGGGAAAAAAAGGGAUCAAAUAAUAUCAAGAAGCAACAACCACCUAGGAGAAAACCUACACACGACCCGAGAUCCCAGGAGCACCGAGAGCACCGCGUGCGGGGGCGGGAAGACCGCAUGGUGAGAACACCCGUCCGCCACGAACCUGAGCACGACCCUCACCCCGACAGGCUCCGGUUUCGGCUCACACACCCGGCAAGCUGCUCCGGCGACAUGUGAGGAACCAAAAGGGGCCACGUGCAGGUGGCUGGACUGCUCCGGCGGGGAUCUGCUCCACAAGCCACGGACACUUCCCCACACCCUCUGGCCUCGGGGGCAGCCCCCCACGGCCGGGGGCCCCGACAUCGUGUCCACACGCACAUCCACGGUGCAGUCUGGUCCCUGUGGCACGCGGGAUGUGACCACACGAGGGUCUGCACGGUCAGGACUCUGGGUUUGCUGUCCCUCAGGCUGGCACCCGAGGAACCCAGCUCAGUGACCCUGCAGGGUCUAGGGACAGCAGGCAGGAUGCCACGGCCCACACGUGCCCGAUGGGGGACUUGUAUCCGGAGAAGAAGUUUUUAAACACACACAUCAGACUAUCCGACAAUCGAACAAAAUCACAAAAUGGGACAUUCCCCAGGCGACGAGCCCGAGGUGCUGGUGCGUCACCAACAUUUGAGAAACAAAUGACAGCCGACGUUCACUCCCCUUUGGGGCCGGGGACGGCCGGGGCGGGGGUGCGGUGUGCGACUCGACCGCCCAGAGCAAUCCAAGUGUCGCGCCCCGAGGUCUGAGCUGGACGCCAGGACCGCUCAGCCUCCACGACAGCAGCGGCCAAAGCCAGUGCGCUAACCCCGUACACAGAAGCUUGGAAGCGAAGGACGCCGCGCGCCUCGGGCAGACCCUCGGGCGGUCAACCGUGCAUGGCAGGAGCAUCAAGGGACCCGGCAGCCAGGACAGGCCGCUCUGGGAGGCCUGGGGCGCCGGGGACAGGCUGGCGUUGCGGCAACCCCCAGCCCCCCGAGUUCUCCAGCGCCCCACCCGGGAUCUAUAGACAGCACGGUCCCCUCCCCAUGCUCACCCUCCCUUACCGACGAGGGUCCUCGGCCACGAACGUGCUGAGUCCGCACUUUGCGCUGUGUCAGUGCGUGUUUACCGUGUAAAUUUCUGGGCGUGGACUUUCUCCCGGCAGAUCUAUAAUUUCUCAGAACGACCUGGAAAUCAAUCAAAGCUCAAUAAAGGAAGAGAUAAAGCUGCCCUCACCCCCAGGCAUGAGCAGCUCAGGCAGGGCAGGGGCGAGGCAGGGUGGGGGGCUGGGGAGGGGCGCCGCAGCUGCCCACUGUCCCCUCCACGGGGCUUUGAAGCAACCGCCUCCCUCCGCGUCGCCUCGCGGUGGGGGCGUCACGUUGGAGUCUGAACGUCCGCAAGCCCUGCCUCCAGCCCCGCCUGCGCAGCCAGAGGAGGGCCCCGUGGGCAGAGGCCGGGAGGCGGGGCUGGAGGGCCGACUGCACCCCGCCAGCCCCGGGGAAGAGGGGUUCUGGGCAGCCAGAGCAGAGGCCGGUGGAUGAAGGCGCAGCAGGGCUCCCCUCGCUCGAGCAACCAGCACCUUGCCGCCCCCCCCUACUUCCUGGCCUGACCCGGGGCUGCCCGCAGGCCAGGCGCUGGGCCGCCAUCCUGUGCGGAGCGGGGUGGCCGUGCCCCCCCCCCCGCCCCCGCCCCCGCCCCAACAGCUCUGGGGACAUCAGGAGUCCCAAAGCAGGUGGAGGCUGGUCUUGCGGCGCAAGACCUGGCCCCCAAGGCUGGGCCUCCCUCCGCUCUUCCCGGGAGGGCAGUGCUAGGAAAGCAAACACGAGGUGGCCGGGAGCCCGGCUGCUGUUCCUAGAAGAGGCUGGGGGAGGAGGAGCGGCCAGACACCAGCUGACCCUGAGGUCGCAGAAGCCCCGGGGAGUCCUAAUGAGGACCCCACCCAGGCUGUUAGGAAACGGGCAGGGGGAGGGAAGGUGUGGCCAGCAUGCCAGACCCAGCUCCUACUUAACUCCCACGUGGCCAUCUGCUGAGCGGGGAGGGCCCCCACAGCGGCCCGAGGGGCCCCCACCUGGGCUCCGGGGGCUGGCCAAGCAGCGGGGCCUCCUCUCCCGGCUUCCCCAGAGCCGUCCCAACCACAGGCUGCUGCAGGGGAGACCCCUGCCCCCGCACGCCUGCUGCCCCAGCUCUGCUCCGCUCAGCCCUGCAGGGCGAAGGUGGGGGGACACGCCCGUCCCCCAGAGCUGCACCACCGCCCACCUCGAUCCCCAAAGGUGGCUUCGGGGUGAACGCGGCACCCCCCGACUCUCCCCUGUGCUACCUGCACUCUGGGCACUCGGGGCCGAUGCUGGCAGCCGGGCACGAGGGGGUUAAUGGAACCCGGGUCAGCAGGGCUGGGCUGGCCUGCGGCAGGGUGCUGGCUGCCCCAGCAGUGGGGAAGUCAGAGGGCAGGAGCAGCCGGCCCCAGCAGACGCACCCCUGCUCACUGCCCGCCUGUGGUCUGCUCUGCACGCGGGAUGGCCCUGAAGAGAGGAGGCCCGGCCCUGGCCGUGCUCCUGGUCUCCUGGGCAGCGCUGGGCCCCUGCGGCCUGGAGGGAGCGGAGCCCGGGGCCCCGGGGAAGGCCGAGAGCCCGCAAUGCCCAGCCGUCUGCACCUGCGGCCACGAGGACUAUUCGGACGAGCUCAGCGUCUUCUGCAGCUCCAGGAACCUCACGCGGCUGCCCGACGGCAUCCCGGACGGCGCCAGGGCCCUGUGGCUGGACGGCAACAACUUCUCCUCCAUCCCCGCGGCGGCCUUCCAGAACCUCUCCGGCCUGGGCUUCCUCAACCUACAGGGCAGCGGGCUGGCCAGCCUGGAGCCGCGGGCACUGCUCGGCCUGCACAACCUCCACCACCUGCACCUGGAGCGGAACCAGCUGCGGGGGCUGGCGGCCCACACGUUCCUGCACACCCCGGGCCUCGCCUCGCUCGGCCUCAGCAACAACCUGCUGGGCAGGGUGGACGAGGGCCUCUUCCGGGGGCUGUCCGGCCUCUGGGACCUCAACCUCGGCUGGAACAGCCUGGCCGUGCUCCCGGACGCCGCCUUCCAGGGCCUGGCCGGCCUCCGCGAGCUGGUGCUGGCGGGCAACAAGCUGGCCUACCUGCAGCCCGCGCUCUUCUGUGGCCUCGGCGAGCUGCGGGAGUUGGACCUGAGUAGGAACGCCCUGCGCAGCGUCAAGGCCAACGUCUUCGUCAAACUGCCCAAGCUCCAGAAGCUCUACCUGGACCACAACCUCGUCGCCGCCGUGGCCCCCGGCGCCUUCCUGGGCCUGAGGGCGCUGCGCUGGCUGGACCUGUCGCACAACCGGCUGGGCGGCCUCCUGGAGGACACCUUCCCCGGCCUGCUGGGCCUGCACGUCCUGCGCCUCUCGCACAACGCCAUCGCGGGCUUGCGGCCCCGCACCUUCAGGGACCUGCACUUCCUGGAGGAGCUGCGGCUGGACCACAACCGCAUCCGGCAGCUGCCCGGCCAGGCCUUCGAGGGCCUGGGCCAGCUGGAGGUGCUCACGCUCAAUGACAACCAGAUCCAGGAGAUCGAGGCGGGCGCCUUCCUCGGCCUCCUGAGCGUGGCGGUCGUGAACCUGUCCGGGAACUGCCUGCGGGCGCUCCCGGAGCAGGCGUUCCGGGGCCUGGGCCAGCUGCACAGCCUGCACCUGGAGCGCAGCUGCCUGGGCCGCAUCCGCCCGCACGCCUUCGCCGGCCUCUCGGGGCUGCGCCGGCUCUUCCUCCGGGACAACGGCAUCGUGGCCGUGGAGGACCAGGGCCUGCAGGGGCUCGCGGAGCUCCUGGAGCUGGACCUCACCGCCAACCGGCUCGCACACCUGCCCGGCCAGCUCUUCCAGGGGCUCGGCAAGCUGGAGUACCUGCUCCUCGCCGGCAACCGGCUGGCGGCGCUGUCCGCGGACGCCCUGAGGCCCCUGCGGCGCGUCUUCUGGCUGGACGUGUCGCACAACCGCCUGGAGGCCCUGCCCGAAGACGUGCUGGCGCCGCUGGGGCAGCUGCGCUACCUGAACCUCAGGAACAACUCCCUGCGGACCUUCGUGCCGCGGGCCCCCGGACUGGAGCGCCUGUGGCUUGAGGGCAACCCCUGGGACUGCGGCUGCCCCCUCCGGGCCCUCAGGGCCCUGGCCCUGCAGCAGCCCGACGUGGUCCCCCGCUUCGUGCGGGCAGCGCCGGACGGCGACGACGGCCAGCCGCCCACGUACGCCUACAACAACAUCACCUGCACCGGCCCCGCAGCCGUCGCCGGCCUCGACCUGCGGGACGUGGCCGAGGCCCACUUUGCUCACUGCUGACCGCGGGCUCGCCGGCCCAGAGCCCGGCAGGGACACGAUGUCCGCCUCGGGGGCCAGGCGUCACCUGCUCGCUUGCCGGGGUCCCGUCCCUGGGAGGACCCAGGGCAGCCGGGGGGUUCUGCUGGUGGGGGCACCGCCAUCACAUAGCACCCCCCCGCAGUCGGUAAUUAAAAGCAAUCUCACACAUGCGUGUGACCGCAGGGGUGUAGCCUGG
Molecule: messenger RNA, 5092 nt
Organism: Lynx canadensis (Canada lynx)
Lineage: Eukaryota; Metazoa; Chordata; Mammalia; Carnivora; Felidae
Gene: IGFALS
Product: insulin like growth factor binding protein acid labile subunit
Exons: 2
Coding region: 2917-4878 (653 amino acids)
Cellular component (GO): plasma membrane
Molecular function (GO): protein binding
Source: RefSeq, a predicted model, not a curated record